AUGCAUACAUUCAAGAAACUCAAGUUUUUAUAUCCUCUUCUCAUCCUCAAUCUCUUCUUUCUCACUUGUCAAUCCCAACACAGUUCUACAACCUUCUGUGGCAAAAUCCCAAUUCAGAGUCCCUUUCUGAGUUCAAAUUCAACUGUUCCAUCCCCAUUAAAUCACAUGAUACUAUGCAGAUCUCAGAAGCUGUUCUUCAGAACCUCUCUUGGUCUUUUCCCAGUUUCUUCAGUAGACUACACAACUAAAACAUUAAUCAUUUCUCACCCUUCUUGCUCUUCUUCUCGGCACUUUGUCUCUCCUGCUCUUCUGUCUGCUGGUUUUCCUACUCCUCCAAAGCCUAACUCACUUCUUCUCUUCAACUGCUCAACCAAAAUUUAUCCAAUGACAUCAUUUAAAGGUAACAACACUAGCUUGAAGGGUUGUGCAGCUUCAUCUGAAACUCAACAACUUGAAGGCCCUUAUUCAUGUCUACUUGUUAAUGAUGUUGAAAAGCUCGACAAGGGUUUUCAUCCAAAAGAUUUGAAUUGUUCACAUUACAGCAGGGUGUAUAGAAGUUCUUCAAAUGAUGAUUACAACAAGGAAUAUGAAUUGGGGACAAGGAUAUCCUUCGACAUUCCUGAUCAUGUGCCAGAUAUCUGCAAUGAAUGCGGAAAGCCUAAUGGAAAUUGUGGAGUGGGAUUGAGAUGUAUAUGCCACCCUAAAGAGUGUAGAGAUAAGGUCAUUUCUAUGGCUGGAUCAGUCAAGCCCUUUGGUAAUAAUGCGCUCUUAUCUAUACUUUCUUCCCUUGUAGUCUUGGUUUCCUUCAUGAACUUUUGAUAUAAGAAACUUAAAUGCUUUGCAUAUACUAGAUCUUCCAAGUUUCCCUUUCUAAUUGCUGUUGUAUCAGAAAUCCAAUAAUGCAACUUCUAGAUGGCUGUAGCCUUAUCAUUUUUCUCA
This is a messenger RNA of Hevea brasiliensis (rubber tree), 939 nucleotides long. RefSeq lists its product as uncharacterized. NCBI's taxonomy places the organism in Eukaryota, Viridiplantae, Streptophyta, Magnoliopsida, Malpighiales, Euphorbiaceae. The transcript has 2 exons. The record is from RefSeq and is a predicted model, not a curated record. The coding region runs from base 1 to 819 and encodes 272 amino acids.